AUGGAUGGGUCAACAAGUUUCUUGCCACAGCUCGGAUUGAUGCAGCCAGCGAGAUGGGUGACAUCAAAGGAGCUGCAUCUGUUUUUGUUUAUGGUAAAUGAGACCGUGCCAGUUUGUGACAUCCAUUACUCCUCCGCGAUCCAUUCCAAUCGAGUAAUGGAUGUCACAAACUGGCACGGUCUGUAUUUGUUGGAGGACAUGCUCAGCAAAGGCUUGCAACCGAGCGUUGUCACUUUCGCCAACGUAGCAGGAGCUCACCGACAGGCUCUGCUGGAUGAGCUUGAAGGCAUCCUGUCCAGUAUGGCAGACAACGGCGUCAUUCCCAACAAGGUGUUCAUAGAAACAUUCCUGGGUGCUUUGUUUCCGGCUCGUCUCACGGCAGCCUGGACGGUGGAUGAUGUCCGUAUUCGGCUGAAGGGGACGAGCAGGCACAGGCUGAGGGUGGCAAAGUCAGUUCUGAAAGAUGCAGAGUCUCGAGGUGUCCGGCUGGCACAGCUCAGCUCCUUGACUGAGCAGUACCUACAGCAGCUGAACAUCUGA
Molecule: messenger RNA, 540 nt
Organism: Symbiodinium necroappetens
Lineage: Eukaryota; Dinophyceae; Suessiales; Symbiodiniaceae
Source: the annotation of a GenBank genome assembly